This is a messenger RNA of Gamsiella multidivaricata, 1673 nucleotides long. RefSeq lists its product as uncharacterized. Gene Ontology annotation, biological process: molybdate ion transport. Bases 119 to 1591 code for a protein of 490 amino acids. Gene Ontology annotation, molecular function: molybdate ion transmembrane transporter activity. The record is from RefSeq and is a predicted model, not a curated record. The transcript has 2 exons. NCBI's taxonomy places the organism in Eukaryota, Fungi, Mortierellomycota, Mortierellomycetes, Mortierellales, Mortierellaceae.
UUUUCUCUGUGCUCCUCCCACGCCUUCUUCUGCACCUUAUCCUUUAUUUUUCUCCUCCUCUGGCCAAGACUCUUGACUUGUACACAUAUUGCCUCGCGCUUGCAUUACUGUAAAUCCAAUGUCUGAAGUCCUCCCAACAACGCAGCCCCAGGAUAACCAUCAGCACGAUGGUUACGGCUCAGCGGUGAAGGAGAAUGUCAAAGAACGUCUGGUCUCCUUCAAGUCCGGGUUCCGUCUUGGAGAGAUGAGCGGAGCGCUAGGUGAUCUGGGAACGCUCCUGCCCAUCCUCCUGUCCUUGGCUCUCACGGGCCAAGUCGAUCUGACCGCCAGUUUGAUCUUUGGAGGCGUCUGGAACAUCCUCACCGGCAUCAUGUUUAGGAUCCCCAUGUGUGUUCAGCCCAUGAAAUCUAUCGCCGCGAUCGCAUUGACGAACCACAUGUCUCUGGGUGCGCUCAUGGGCGCCGGCAUGUCCGUCUCGACCGUGAUCUUCGUCCUCGGCGUGACCCGAACCAUCCAUCUCGUCAAAAGGUACACCCCCAUGGCCGUAAUCCGCGGUAUCCAGCUCGGAACCGCCGUCUCCUUUGCAGGCAAGGCCGCCGAUCUUGUGAAACAGGCAAAGACCUUCGGUGGCGAUGGCUGGGACUGGGCCAACAACUACGAAUGGGCUAUCGUUGCCUUCAUCAUCGUCUUCAUGUUCUACUACCGCGCCAAGCGUAUCCCUACCGCCAUGAUCCUCUUCGCGAUCGGACUUAUCAUUGCCUUCAUCAAACUCUACACUAAUCCACCUGCCAAGGCCGUCUACCCCAAGAUCGGCGUCUACACCGUCUCGGUCACGGUUCCGACUGCUGAAGAAUUCAAGCACGGGUUCCUGUCCGCUGGUCUUGGUCAGAUUCCACUCACGGCAUUGAAUUCUGUCAUCGCCCUCGCCGCCCUGGCCCAGGACCUGUUCCCAGAGCGCCCUGCAAGCACACCUACCAUCUCCAUCUCGAUCGGCCUGAUGAACCUAGUCGGCUGCUUCUUUGGCUCCAUGCCCUUCUGCCACGGCUCCGGUGGUCUCGCUGCCCAGUAUCGCUUCGGUGCCCGUACUGAAGUCUCCAUCAUCGUCUUGGGAACCCUCAAAAUCUUCUUUGGUCUCUUCUUUGGCUCCUCGCUCUUAGGCCUGAUCCAAUGCUUCCCGACCGCCAUCUUGGGCGUGAUGCUCUUUGUCAGUGGUAUCGAGCUCGGUGCUGUCGCACGUACCGUCAACGAUGGCGUCGCCAGCGACGUGAAGCGCCAUGCUAAUUUCAUCAUCAUGAUUACGACAGCCGGCAUGCUCGUCGGCUUCAAGAACGAUGGAAUUGGUUUCCUGGGUGGAAUGGUCGUCGCCAUUUGCUUCUACGUCGGAGCGCGUUUUGGUGGAUCCAUGGAUGAGGAUAACACUGGUGUCAUCCCUGAGCAGCAGCAACAGGAGCAGGCGGCUCUUCAGGCCAACUCGACUGCAAGGAACAAUGACGAGUAUGAGGAUCCUUCUAUUCGUAAGGCACCCAUAGUGGAUCCUGAACAAGUUGAGGAGCCAACUCAUCUGGAAGAGACGCGUCCCGCGCGCACGUAAAACGCGGUCUACCUUAUCUAGUGCACAUAUCUUCAUAAUAUACAUUCUUGUCAAUCUUCGGUCGAGUGGAUUUUUUUUUUUU